Papilio xuthus (Asian swallowtail) is the source of this 997-nucleotide messenger RNA. RefSeq names its product protein lethal(2)essential for life-like. Gene Ontology annotation, biological process: protein refolding; response to heat. The transcript has a single exon. The record is from RefSeq and is a predicted model, not a curated record. The coding region runs from base 88 to 564 and encodes 158 amino acids. Gene Ontology annotation, cellular component: cytoplasm; nucleus. Lineage: Eukaryota; Metazoa; Arthropoda; Insecta; Lepidoptera; Papilionidae.
UCAUAGUAAACUAGAUUUUAAAGUCUGCAGCUAAAAUAAACAAAUAGAAAUGAUUAGUUUUCAAGCACGGUUAUAAAAUUGUUAAUAAUGUUUUUAAACAGUCUACACGGUUUGCGUCCCAAGCUAUGUUCCUUUGUAAGAUAUACAAGAGGAAUAAGACCCCAAAUUAAAGUUGCGAAAGAAAAAUUUCAAAUAAGUCUAGACUUACAUCAGUUCAAAAGGGAAGAGAUUCGUGUAAAAGCCAUCCCUGAUUACGUAGUUAUUGAAGGUAAACUAGAAAGGAAAACGAAACGAGGUGAGGUUAUCAAGCAAUUUGUAAGAAAAUUUAGAUUACCAGAUGGUUGUGACCCGAAAACAAUAAAGUCAGAACUUUCUUCUGACGGUAUACUUACCAUAACUGCACCAAGAAAAAUAUAUGACGCCAAUAUACCAUCUGAAACUAUCGUCCCUAUAACUUAUUCUGGUCCCAGCAAAGACAAUGAAUCUAUUAUACCAGUCAAAGAGACCAAAUGUAAUUCGCCAGUAAAACAAAGACCAGUUUGUGAUGAUAAAACUAAGAAAUAAAUUAAUAAUAGUGUUAUUUUGAUUCGAUUAUAUUUAGUGUUGGCAAAAAAAGGCUCAUUCACUUAAAAGAUGCAUCUGAAGAAUCUUAAUAGGAUAUUUAUAAUAAAUUAAAAUAAAAAUGGACAUUAAAUAAAAAAAAUAAGUGGUAUGAACAUAUUAUUUCUUUCAGUUUAUUUCUAUAAUCAAUAAAUUAAAUUGAAUAAUAUGACACAUUCAGAAUAUACGCAGAGUAAGCGCUUUCGAGUUUAUUAAUAGGUAUUUGCACUUUGUAUCAAAAUCAAAAUAAACAAUGACGUGUACUGUGUACUCCUGAUUCUAGAAUGUUCAUCUCGCUUCACGUAGGAUCCAAAUACACCUCGGUACAUUGCCAAAUGAUAUAUAAGCGCAGCUGUAGCUCGCUACUUCAGACUGAAUUCAAACACAGUACAGUAAA